Molecule: messenger RNA, 2260 nt
Organism: Silurus meridionalis
Lineage: Eukaryota; Metazoa; Chordata; Actinopteri; Siluriformes; Siluridae
Gene: camk2n1a
Product: calcium/calmodulin-dependent protein kinase II inhibitor 1a
Exons: 2
Coding region: 306-545 (79 amino acids)
Biological process (GO): negative regulation of protein kinase activity
Molecular function (GO): protein kinase binding; calcium-dependent protein kinase inhibitor activity
Source: RefSeq, a predicted model, not a curated record
ACACACACAGUUAAAACCCGGACGGAUGACUUCACUAUUCCACCUGGGUUUCCUUUAUGAUCGCGGGAUCUCCCCAUCCUACAGCAGACACGCACAACCACACACCGCUCACACACCGCUCACACACACUCCGCGCUCUUCCUCCAGCUGAUUCCCACCAGGACGCACUGACUUCAUUUUCGCGCGCGCUCGAGUAGACCUGUCCUGAUCCACUCUGUUUCGGGGAUAUUUCGAGGAUUUGCCAAUUAUACUUGGAUCAACUCCGACCCUGUCGUCUGUUACUCAGCUCGAACUUCAGUGUUAUCAUGUCCGAGGUUUUGCCGUAUAACGAGGGGAAGAUGAGCGGCUAUGGAACAGACAACGACGUCAGUCAGAUGUCCUUCAGUUGCGGGCUGCAGGACACGAGCUCGUUUUUCGGGGCGUCGCAGGCAAAAAGACCCCCAAAACUCGGCCAGAUAGGCAGAGCGAAAAGAGUGGUCAUCGAGGACGACCGAAUAGACGAGGUCUUAAAGGGAAUGACGGACAAAACGUCACCAGGCGUCUAAAGCUCCAGCGACGACUCGCAGACAUUUACUUUUUAAAACAUGACCGGUUUGAAGCAGUGGUCGAAUGUGCGUGAAUAAGAGGAGGAUGGAGAGACACGACACGCUGAAAACACGCGACAGAAUGCUAGAGAGAGAGAGAGAGAGAGAGAUGGCGACGACGACAUUCACUCGCCGGACAUUCUACAUGACGAAAAGCCGAUUUAUAUUAUAAAAAAAACAAACAAAUAAAUAAAUAAACGCAUCGCUGCGCUGAAAGUCAUCGCCGCCGCCGCCGCGUGUUCUUCAUGCGGCUCCAUUAACGACCUCCGCCGCCGUUGCCGCCGCUUUCCACAGUGGACGGACUUUGCCAUUUCUUCACGACCAUUUCCUUCCAAAAGAAAAAAAAAAACAAAAGAAAAAGAAAAAUGCGCCGAAUAAGCGUUGACCUUCGAGCGAGCAAGGACAAAGCACACGAGCUUUAUAACGUACUUGUACAGUAUCUAAAAAGACUUGUCUUUUAGCCUGUAGCCAAUACGCGCUUUAAAAAUAAAGGAAAAGCGACGGGUGUGAACAGAAAGACCACCUGCGCCCCUGCUCCCAGUGUAGAGCGCAUUCUAGCUGCUACUAGAGCUGUUUAUAAUCUAACACACACACACACACACACACACAUCAGAACAUAUGAAAAUCAAGAUUUUCACGAGGUGCGAUGUUAAUAUCUGUAUUUACUCUUCAUUUGAAAUGAUUCAUGAUGGUUUAGAUGUAGAACCUUCGUAGACACUUCGUGGUUAUUAGAGAACACUAGUAUUGCUGCUCGAUGUUCGUGGUGAUGGCGCGCGCGCGCUCCAUGAGCCGUGCAUUACUUUCACACUCAAAAUGACGCCACACCAGAUAAUAGCGUGUAGAAAAAAAUCACCCCGAUGUAAUAAAACCUCUGCAAGCAAGUUGCAUUUUAAAAAAAGACAAGAGAUUUGUUGUUCCAAAAAAUUUGAAAGUUCCUUUUUUUUUGCAUGAAUUUUUACCUUUAGUGCCAAUGCAGUUGACGUCAUAACUUUUAUGCCGUAUUCACAUUACUGCGGAAAAUCAACGUAGCGCAUGAUUUACUGAGUCCAGCACUAUAUUUGGAGCUGAGUCUAGUUGUAUGUUCAGGUUUUAUAGAUAUGGGGUGCGGGGGAAAGGGAAGGGCAACACUACAUUAAGGGGUAGCACCAUUUUUAUGUAGCUAUAAAAACAUUGAAGUUGUUUGGUGCAAAAUCAAUGGCCAUGUAAUGAAAUUACUGUAUUGGCCUUAAAGCUGUUGUAGAGUUUAAUACAGAAACACUUGGUUGAAAAGCCUACACCUUAAUAAUGAUCACUUAAAUUAACAAAAGCUAGAUAUGGUUCAUUCUGCAUGAAAUAUGUAAGAAGCACAGAUUUUUAUGAGAUGGGAUUGAAGGUCAGAAAUGGUGUGGCAUGAUUUAUUUGAAGGAUGGUAGGUGCUACAGCCAGUGCCACCUAUUUGACCUUCUAUUUGGCCACAGUGCAAAAGGGUUUCCACAUUUAAGACUAAUAUUAUUGAGGAAACUACAGUAAGGCUAUAAGUAUACAGACGAAUAUAUUUUUAAACUAACCUUACAGUUUGAUAUGAGGUUUAAUACCAUAAUGUAUCCAAAGGUUGUGUGUUAUUAUAAAGUUUAAGCAUAGCACAGCAGGAUUAUAGCAUACAUUAAAACUUUGUUAUUGCACAGUAUCAGCACAGU